GGUGAAUGAAUGAGAUACGAUGUUGAUCCUUCGGAUAUAAAGGAUGUAGUCGGUUGAUAGUGACUUUGGCUAUUGUAAAGACAUUGCAGUGGGAAAGACAUUCGCUAGGUGGCAGCAGCGACUGGAGAACUCAGAAGUCCACAGUACGCCCUUUUUGUUUGCUCCACAGGCGACGAUUUUCGAAGGCAAAAUAAUUAACAUGGGGACGGUUGCUAAGAUGCUGCUUAUGGUGUGUCUUCUGCCACUUCUAAGGAAUGUUGAAGGUGACCUAUUUGAACAGAGUCAAGCUUUGGCGGAGAUAAGUCACACGCUCGAAGAUUUGGAGGACGUAGAACAACUGCUGGAACGGAAGAGAGAAGAGGAAAUUUUGCAGUCGGCCCGUCUGCCAAACAACGUGGUGCCUCUCCACUACGACUUGCGGCUCGAAGUGGAUCUGCAGAAGUUCGAGGUGAUUGGCCGCGUGGCCAUCACCGUGAGAUGUGACGAGACUUCCUCCUACAUCCUGCUCCAUACCGAUAAGAUAGAAAUAGUUGGAGGGGUUUCCCGACCACGGUUGCAGGGACAAGAUGGUGGCGACACUCCCACAAUAACUUCUUGGUCACUACAUCCUGAAAACGACUUUCUGCUGCUAAAGUUAGACGGUGAUCUUAUCAAAGAUGGCGUCUACAUUGUCCGGAUCCAUUUCAGAAAUGUCCUCAGGGACCAACUGAUCGGACAUUACCGUUCUUCCUACUUAAAUGGAAACAAGGAGAAAAGGUAUCUGGCAACAACUCAGUUUGAACCGACCGGAGCCCGGAAGGCGUUCCCGUGUUUUGACGAGCCUGAACUGAAGGCAACCUUCAAAGUAACCCUGGUGCACCAAACCGAGUACCACGCAAUGAGCAACAUGCCAAUAGAGCGAAGCGUCAAGGGAAAGGACGGCUGGGUCACCGAUCAUUUCCUGACGUCACCAAAGAUGGCGACAUACCUUGUUGCUUUUGUUGUGUCUGACUUUACAUCGGUACGGCUGACAACACAAUCAGGGAUUGAGAUCAGGGCAUUGGCCCGGCCGCAAGCCAUUGCCGAAGGAAAGGGGGCCUACGCGCUGGAUAUUGCCGGGAAGAUUCUUCCCCAUUUUGAGGAGUACCUCGGUGUCCCUUACUCCUUACCAAAAUUAGAUCUUGCUGCGAUUCCCGACUUCCCGAUGGGAGGGAUGGAGAACUGGGGUCUCAUCGUGAUGACAGAAGACUCGCUGCUGUACGACGCCAAGAUUCCCUCUGCAGCGGCUAAAGAAAAUGUCAUUGGCGUGGUGUCGCACGAGCUCGGACAUAUGUGGUUUGGUGACUUGGUGACCAUGAAGUGGUGGGAUGGUCUCUGGCUGAAUGAGGGAAUAACCACCUACAUGGGACAACUCGGAACAGACUUUGCCGAACCAGACAUGAAAAUUAUGGACAUGUUUACAUCUAACGUAAGGCGCACCAUGGAACAGGACUCCCUGUCCUCAUCUCGACCUGUGUAUCAACCAGUCCACCGACCCAGCCAAAUCGCGGAAAUUUUCGAUGGCAUCACAUACACAAAGGGAGCGGCAGUGGUAAGAAUGCUGCACCAUGCUGUUGGAGAUACAGCCUUUAGAAGAGCCUUCAAGAGCUAUCUUCAAAAGUACGCAUAUGGCAACACAGUCCAGGACCAAUUGUGGGCGGAGUUUACAAAGGCUUUGAAUGCCGAAGGUCGGGAGGAUCUCGAUGUCAAGGUCAUGAUGGACACCUGGAUCCUACAGAAGGGCUAUCCCGUCAUCACCUUCGCCAGGGACUACAGCAGCGGUAAGGCGGAAGUGACGCAACAGCACUUCCUGAAAGACGCUUCUGUCAGCACCAAAGCGCCGGGUUCCAAAUCCGUAUAUAAAUGGUACGUGCCUGUCAGCUUUACAACUCAAAGUACCGGCAGCGAGAACCCCAAGAGCGUUUGGAUGAAACCAACAUCAGAUACCGAGGUCAUUGACCUGGAGGGAGCAGACGCAGACGAUUGGAUGCUGGGAAAUGUUGGGCGAGUUGGUUAUUACAGGGUAAACUACGAUAUCAACAACUGGAGACUUCUCAUCAACCAUCUCAAGAGUGACGAAUUCCGGGACAUACCAGUAGUCAACCGAGGAACACUUGUGGAUGACGCCCUAAGUCUGGCCGGUGCGUCCAUGCUCGACAUCACUGUUGCUCUAGACCUAUCACAGUACUUGGUUCGAGAACGGUCGUAUGUGGCGUGGGAUAUGGCAGAGUCAGCUCUGCGCUACAUAGGCGAUAAUCUUGGAACAAACAACUCUAAGAAAUGGAAGGACUACAUGGGUCAGCUCAUCACGCCGUUCUACAAUGAUGUCAGCUGGACUGAUGAGGCAGGCACUUUUCAGGAAGAGAUGGGCCAGGCGCUGGCAGUAAGAAGCGCUUGUAGGUUCGAUCAGGCGGACUGUUUAGCACGCUCCAAGUCUAUGUUCAAACGCUGGAUGGACACAAAUAAUAACAGUCACAUUCCGGAGCGACUGAAGACCACCGUCUACUGCACAGCCAUACACCACGGCGGUAAGGCUGAGUGGGAGUUCGCCUGGCAGCAGUACCGGCAGGCUGCAGAUGGCUCAGGGGAGCAGAACUCCCUUUUCAGGGCUCUCUCCUGCUCACAGGACGCCGACAUUCUCAAAACUCAUUUAGAGCAAAGCUUGGACAGCAAACUCAUACGUAAGCAGAAGUCUGCAGAGGUCGUCGAGAAUGUUGCUCUGAAUAGGGAGGGGAAAUAUCUCGCUUGGGAAUUCUUUGUGGGCAACUGGGAGUUCUAUUUCAAGAGCUUUAAUGAAGUCACGUCGUUGGGCGACACAGUAACCGUCGUCACCUCGCAGUUUAGCACUGACAAGGACCUCGAAAAGCUGCUGUCGUUCACCAAAGACCGUAACCUUGGAUCAGCCACUAGAGCCUUUCAACAGGCGAUCGAGUCAACACAAAGGAACAUCAGAUGGCGUCAGAACAACGAGGACAAGGUAGAGAAAUGGCUGGAGGAGAACUGAACUUCUCGAAUUAUUCACAAACUAUAUGAGCCAACUAUUCCCAUGUAUGAACAUAUAAAUUGAUGAUUGACAUAUCCUUUGUUUAGAGUUAGGUGGUUAUGAGUUGAAAUGUUAGGUAAGCAUUAGGCCUAGAAGGGUUUGAUUUCUAGAAAACUCAGGAAUCUUGAUAUACACUUCUAUUAAAUCACGACCUGGAACUAUAACCUUCUCAUUCUCUGUUAAGACAUAUAAGCUUGAUAUAAGCUGAUAAAAAUCAGAUGUCAAUAAAAGUAUAAUGUACCUAUUAACUUAUGCAACAACUCUAAAGCCAACUUCAGAACGUUCAUCUAACGUUAACAUAUAAGCUAACGCAAAAUGCCGAAUGAAUAGUAAAACCUUGAACUUUAUUCCAGUUCAACGUUUAACUAUGAUUACUACCAACACAGAUAAACUUUCAU
Messenger RNA from Branchiostoma belcheri (Belcher's lancelet), 3459 nucleotides. RefSeq names its product aminopeptidase N-like. Lineage: Eukaryota; Metazoa; Chordata; Leptocardii; Amphioxiformes; Branchiostomatidae. Gene Ontology annotation, molecular function: metalloaminopeptidase activity; zinc ion binding; peptide binding. The record is from RefSeq and is a predicted model, not a curated record. The transcript is spliced from 25 exons. Gene Ontology annotation, cellular component: cytoplasm. Gene Ontology annotation, biological process: proteolysis; peptide catabolic process. The coding region runs from base 200 to 3022 and encodes 940 amino acids.